ACUCUCUUCUGGAAAUAGUGCAUUUUGAAUUUUAAAUUCUUCACCACUUUUCUUUUCUUUUCUUUUUUUUUCUUGUCCUUCCACUGUUCGUUCAGCUUCAUCUCUCUUUCUCUUUCUCCCAAAAUUAGUAUAAAAAAUUAAUAAUUGAUAAUAAUGUUGCUUUAAAUUAGCCAAGUGAAGUGAAGAAAUUCUUUUAUCCUUUGCUUCGAAGAACUUCAAAAGAGAUCCCCGUUUGGUCUCUUUCAGCUGCCUUUUUGUGUUUUUCACUCCAGUAACAGUUGGAGACUCUUCGACUUUGCCUCAAGGGGGAAUCUUCAAUAUGGAGCAGUAUGAAAUUCUAGAGCAGAUUGGGAAAGGAUCUUUUGGCUCUGCCCUGCUUGUGAGACAUAAACAUGAAAAGAAGAAGUAUGUCCUAAAAAAGAUUCGCCUUGCUCGGCAGACUGAUAGGGCUCGUAGAUCUGCCCAUCAAGAGAUGGAGCUUAUUUCUAAGGUGAAGAAUCCUUUUAUUGUGGAAUACAAAGAUUCCUGGGUAGAGAGGGGUUGCUAUGUUUGCAUAAUUAUAGGAUUCUGUGAAGGUGGAGAUAUGGCAGAAGCUAUAAAAAGAGCCAAUGGUGUGCAUUUCUCUGAGGAGAAACUUUGCAAGUGGCUAGUUCAACUCCUAAUGGCACUUGAUUACUUGCAUGCCAAUCAUAUUCUACAUCGUGAUGUAAAGUGCUCAAAUAUAUUUUUGACAAAAGAUCAAGAUAUACGGCUAGGUGAUUUUGGUCUUGCUAAAAUGUUGACUUCUGAUGACCUUGCUUCAUCUGUUGUGGGAACUCCUAGUUAUAUGUGCCCUGAGCUACUUGCUGAUAUACCUUAUGGUUCCAAGUCAGAUAUUUGGUCUUUAGGAUGCUGCCUGUAUGAAAUGACUGCUCACAAACCUGCAUUUAAAGCUUUUGAUAUGCGGGCUCUGAUUAACAAAAUAAAUAGGUCUAUAGUGUCUCCUUUACCAACCAUGUACACCGGUGCAUUUCGAGGACUUAUAAAAAGCAUGCUACGAAAGAAUCCCGAACUUAGACCAAGUGCUUCGGAGUUGCUCUCUCAUCCACAUCUUCAGCCAUAUGUUCUCAAAGUUCAUCUGAAAUUAAAUAGCCCACGGUGCAACAAUAUACCCACUCGGUGGUCUGAUUUAAAUUUUGUAAAGAAAACUAGAUUUGUUGAGCAAGAUGUCAUAGGCAGAAGGCGGUCAUUCAGCAAUGAUAGGGCCUUGAACCCCAGUGUAUCUGAAACUGAACAAGAAUCCUUAACUUAUAUUCAAAGAGAGCAAGAAAUUCCAAGUUAUUUGUUUGAGAAGUUCACAGAAUUUUCUGUUGGCUUUGACAAUGAAGAGAUUACUACUGUUGACGAGUCAGCAGCCAUAAAGUUUCCCACUGCUGUUAAGACCCCAAGAGUGACGCCUGCAGUAUCUGGCACUCCAAGGAAGCAUACAAUACCUGCUAAAAAAUCCCAGACUGGUCAAAAACAUGAUUUGGUUCCAAUAUCAAAAACACCAGUAAGGAAAUCUUCCUACUCAUUGCGCCGAGAAUCUCUUCCAUUGCCAACAAGGACUGCAGCCUUGGUGACCCCCUAUAGAGCCAAUGUCGGUUUGCUUCGCAGCAUUAACUCCCCUGAUGUUUCUGUUAAUACACCACGAAUUGACAAAAUAGCAGAGUUCCCUUUAGCUCCUUCUGAUGGUCCCCUUUUUUGCGUUCGUGGAACCUCAUCAACAUCCGCGAAGUGCUCUUCUUCGUCAAUCGACAGUGCCAACCAUUCUAUAACAAAGGACAACUGCACAGUUCAGACUCUGGACAAAGUUAUCACAACAUCCAAUGGCAGUGACCAAAGUCUAGGAGUUGGACGAGAUGAUGGUGAAGGCUCAGAACAUGAUCAUGCUGCUGCAUCCACUCAUUCAUCUUCUGAUUCACGACAGCGGCGGUUCAACACCUCGUCGUACCGGCAGCGAGCAGAGGCAUUAGAAGGGUUGCUUGAGUUCAGUGCAAGACUCUUACAACAUCAAAGGUAUGACGAGCUUGGGGUGCUUUUGAAACCAUUCGGAACUGAGAAAGUUUCUCCUAGGGAAACUGCCAUCUGGUUGGCUAAGAGCUUCAAGGAGACCCAAGCCUAAGCUAAAAUUACUAAUUUGAUAUGAACUCAAGCAGCCUUUCUAACUCCAGCUUGGGUAAUUCGUGAUGUGGAUUUGUGUCUUUUCAUUAACCCCCUCCAUAAGUGUGGUUGUGUUUGAAAUAUGUAAUUUCUGUUGGAAAGAGAAAAUGAAAAUUUUCUGGAAUUAUUUGCAGUGUAUAAUCAGACCCUUGGUCACCCGGAGAAAAAAAAAUGUAUAUAUUGAAUCCAAGACCAGUUAAUUUAUUUGAUAUUUGAAAUGGUUUGGAUAAAAA
This is a messenger RNA of Gossypium arboreum, 2414 nucleotides long. RefSeq names its product serine/threonine-protein kinase Nek4-like. The coding region runs from base 320 to 2143 and encodes 607 amino acids. Gene Ontology annotation, biological process: protein phosphorylation. NCBI's taxonomy places the organism in Eukaryota, Viridiplantae, Streptophyta, Magnoliopsida, Malvales, Malvaceae. Gene Ontology annotation, molecular function: ATP binding; protein kinase activity. The record is from RefSeq and is a predicted model, not a curated record. The transcript has 16 exons.